Molecule: messenger RNA, 2178 nt
Organism: Trichosporon asahii var. asahii CBS 2479
Lineage: Eukaryota; Fungi; Basidiomycota; Tremellomycetes; Trichosporonales; Trichosporonaceae
Product: peptidase
Exons: 2
Coding region: 1-2178 (725 amino acids)
Biological process (GO): proteolysis
Molecular function (GO): aspartic-type endopeptidase activity
Source: RefSeq, a predicted model, not a curated record
AUGCUCGUUCCGCUGUUCACUCUGGCCAUCGCCGGCCUCGUUGCGGCGGAGCUCGGCGACCCUCAAUCUCUCCGGCCACACUCUCGUCGCGCAAAUGUUCCCCGCGCUGAUAUCGGCGUUGGCGGUGUCGACCUCGCCCUCCACAAGCGGGAGGUCGACCCAACGAUCGUUAAGCGCGGCCUGAACGGCUCCGUUAUUGCCCUGGGCGCCGUGCACAGCCCGUCAAGGGCCUACCCACUGCAGUUGGACACGGCUAGCGCGGACCUUCUGAUCGCCUCGACGAAGUGUGGCAAAGAGUGCCCGGCGCCAACGAAGGAGAAUCCGUACUACGAUAUGAUGAGCUCUGACUUCAAGGAGGUCAACGGAAACUCGACCUACUGGCGGACGCAGUACGCCGACAAGUCGUUUGCGAGCGGUUUUGUCGCGCGAGACCAGGUCAUGAUUGCGGCGCACCUCGUCGACGACCAGGUCAUUGGGCUCAUCACCGCUACGAAUAUGUCUCUCCCGGAGCAGGACAUCUCGGGAGUGCUCGGCCUCGGCUUCCCGCGGCUGUCGACUCUGGGCCGAGUGCUCCUGCAGGACAGCGUGCCGAGUUCUGACCGUAGCCCAUUGACAUCGUCCGCAGCGCCAGCGGGUGCGAGCAGCCCGUCAGGUUCAGCCUCUGCGCCCUCUGAGUCAGGCGCCAGCGGAAGUGCAGUGGCCUCACCCAGUUCUGGAAUGGAGCGCAGGCAGGAGUCGUCCAGUGACUCUAGCGGCACCGCAUCUGCGACAAGUUCUUCUGCGCCCGCAGCCGCCGUGCCUUCCUCUUCUGCCGCCUACAUGCCAACCUUGCUUGAGAAUCUCAUCACUACGCCCUCGAUUCCCUACCCCGCCUUCGCCCUCGCCCUCUCUCCGCCGUUGAACGCUAGCCAGGCGACCGCCCUGAAGUCGCUGCACCCCGAGCCAGCACCACGAUACAGCCUUUCGAGUGGGUCGCUGACCCUUGGCGGCGUCUCGGCGCUGUACGUCUCCGAUGACCCCUCGACGGGCCGUACUGUCAACGACAUCGAGUGGUGGCCUGUCGUCCCCUUCGGCCGCGCAAGUAAUGGCGUUUCUAGGAGCAACGCUACUACCAUCGAUGUCUCGGCCAUGUCUGCGUCGGCGACACCCGCUGCCGCUGGCGAGCCUGCCUCUGCGUCCGGCUCUGGCGCCCCUGCCCCUUCCUCGCCCUCUGCCUCAUCGUCCAGCAGUAGUGCUCCCAGCUCGAACCUCUUACAAGAUAACGGCAUGGGUGCGAUCGGCACGCCCGGUAAGCGCGGCCUGCCUAAAACGCCGGCCGAGCUCGAGUCGGAGGCAUACCUGUAUUGGGCGCUGCAGCUGUCCGAGGUGUCCGUGAACGGAACGGGCUUCGCUCUGAACUCGACGUACGCCAACUUCGGUGUGCCGCCAAUUGCGCUGCUCGAUGUGGGCACGAACGGUAUCUACGGACCCGAGGAUGACGUCGCCAAGCUCUUCAGCGGCAUUAAAGACGCGCGCAUGGUGAGCACGGGACAGUGGGCCGUUCCGUGCGAUACGCGAGUCACGCUUGGCUUCUCGUUCGGCGAGAAUGGCCGUUCUGUCGAGAUUCCGCCGUCCGAUUGGAUCUAUGCCGCGGUGCCCGAGAGCAGCAUGUGUCUCGCUUGGCCUGUCGCAGUGCCGGCGACAGGCGACGGUCUCGACUGGCAGCUCGGCACGCCCUUCCUGAAGAACGUGUACACUGUCUUCAGCUAUGGUGUCGAUGGCGGACAGCCGCCGCAGAUCGGCUUCCUGCCUCUGACCGACAAGGCGAACGGCACGCAGCCCAUCUCUGCUGCCACUCCGUCACAGACGGUCAACACGAAGCUGCCGCAUGUCCUUCUCUCACCCCCUAACUAUCCGACACCGAGCUACGCCUUCUCAACGCCGGUGCCGACGCUCGGUGUGCCGCAAGCGCUGGGUCUGGGCAAUGCGUCGGCAUACCCCUCUGCCGCUGUUCCCGUCGUCAGCAUCCCAGUCCCGAAGGCGUCGGCUUCAGACGACCAUCAGGCCAUCCCCGGCUGGCCAGGCGACAGCUCGCAGGCGACGGUCGAGAAUGCCGCCACCAAGCGACAAGCUCUGCCCGCGACCAGCUUCGCCCUCCCAUUCAUCUUAAUCGUGCUCUCGCACCUGUUGUUACUCUAG